Messenger RNA from Rotaria sp. Silwood1, 393 nucleotides. NCBI's taxonomy places the organism in Eukaryota, Metazoa, Rotifera, Eurotatoria, Philodinida, Philodinidae. The record is from the annotation of a GenBank genome assembly.
AUGUCCAAGAAGUCAACAAGAAUUAAAACAGGUUUAAUAUCAAACAUAACAGCAAAACUUGCUGCAAACCUUCAUAUUGAUGAAAUAGCAAGAAGUGGUGAAGAUUGGACUGAUGAUGCAAUAAAAAUUGAAGGUACACGAAGAGUAUUAAAUGUUUGUGAAAAAAAUCCAAUUGAUGAACAUGCAUUAAAUUAUGAUGAAUAUAAUCCAUUUAACAAUUGUGCAGCAUCCAAUGUACCACAUUUAUCGGUAUCAGAAUUUAAAAAUGAAACCGAAUUUAAUUUAAAUCAUCAUGGUGAUGAAAAUCUUGACUCUACUAUAGAAAAACAUGAUCUUAAUGAAGCAUUUCCAAGAACUGUUAUAAUAACAACAAUGAAACGAGCAACAACAUAA